Molecule: messenger RNA, 1321 nt
Organism: Daphnia carinata
Lineage: Eukaryota; Metazoa; Arthropoda; Branchiopoda; Diplostraca; Daphniidae
Gene: Urod
Product: uroporphyrinogen decarboxylase-like
Exons: 7
Coding region: 138-1184 (348 amino acids)
Biological process (GO): heme biosynthetic process
Cellular component (GO): cytosol
Molecular function (GO): uroporphyrinogen decarboxylase activity
Source: RefSeq, a predicted model, not a curated record
GAACGCAUUGCUAGAUGUCACUGAUUCGUGUUUAUCAUUGGGUGACCCGCGAGACGUGGCGAUACAAAGUUCAAAAUGAUAAACCCUGGAAUAAACUUGGAUGGAAACUGCUAGUUAUCACGUAGCCCUACCCGGAAAUGGACUUGAUUUUCCCCCAACUGAAAAAUGAUCGAAUUUUGCGAGCAGCUCGUGGAGAGGAAACAGACAAAGUACCAGUCUGGGUCAUGAGACAAGCCGGGCGAUAUUUACCAGAGUUUCGUGCUACAAGGGUGAACCAUGAUUUUUUCUCAAUGUGCCGAACACCAGAAGUUGCAUGUGAAAUAACUCUGCAACCUAUCAGAAGGUUCCCUCUAGAUGCAGCUAUAAUCUUCUCAGAUAUUCUAGUGGUUCCCCAGGCAUUAGGCAUGGAAGUUCUUAUGAAAGCAGGUGAAGGGCCGGUUUUUACAUCACCGCUUGUUACACCAGAAGAUCUAAACAUGUUGGAAACCCCAAUAAACGUAGAUGACAAAUUAGGCUACGUUUUUAAAGCCAUAAAUCUAACUCGCCACAAGUUAGAAGGAAAAGUACCUUUAAUUGGAUUUGCAGGUGCACCUUGGACCCUUAUGAGCUACAUGAUUGAAGGUGGGGGUUCAAAAACCAUGUCAAAGUCCAAAGCCUGGCUCUAUCGCUAUCCCGCGGAAUCUCACAAAUUACUUCAAAUUUUAACUGAUGUUAUAGUUGAUUUUUUGGUUGGGCAAGUUAAAGCCGGCGCACAGAUGCUGCAGGUGUUUGAAUCUCACGCCGAGUACUUGAGUCCCGAUCUUUUUACUCAGUUUGCACUUCCCUACAUCAAGCAGAUCCAGGAACGCGUACGAGCAAAAGUAGACGUGCCCAUGUGCAUUUUUCCGAAAGGAGGGCAUUUCUCUCUUGAGCAGCUCAGUUCUACUGGCUAUGAUAUUAUAGGGCUUGAUUGGACGAUAAAGCCCGAAGAAGGUCGACAAAGGGUUGGACCUAACAUUACUGUACAAGGAAAUAUGGACCCUUGUGCCCUUUAUGGAACAAAGGAAAGCAUUGAAGUUAUUGCCAAAAAUAUGGUUCAUCGAUUUGGUAGCCAACGUUACAUAGCGAAUCUUGGGCAUGGCAUAUACCCCGACGUGGAUCCAGAACAUCUUGCUGCAUUUAUAGAUGGUGUUCAUGACGCCUGAAAAUGAAAUUUAUUUUAAUUGGAACGGAGUCUCAUUUUGAUGCUGUCAUAUAGUCGAUUGCGUAAUUGGGGCGCUAGCAUUUUAAAGGGUUUUUUUUAGUUAUUUUCUUACCUCUAAUAAACUUUUUAACCUAGCAA